ACAGGCAGGCCCAACGCGGGCUUCUGAUUGGAUCCCACAAAUGAUGUCAGACGCAACAAAACCGGAAGUUCCUGUUCCUCAAGCUGGCGCGGAAAGACGAAAAACGAGAAAUGACAGGAAAGUUUCCGAAAUCCAAACUGAAACGUAAGAGGACUUCAGUGGAAGAUGUUGAACCGGAAACAUCAACCUACCGAGGUUUACCGUCCGCGUCCGGUACCGGAGGCGCGAGCACCGACCGGGAGCCUGACGCGGGUUCCGGACGCAGCGCGGCACCGUCAGCACCGGCCUGGUGGAGAACGGUGCCGCCCGGCUCCGCGGAGGCUCUGUGGGCGGCCACGCUGACGUCAGCUCUGCCCUACCUGGAUAAGGAGCGCUGGGACCCGCUUCCUGAUCUCCCGCCGUGCUCCGCUGCGCAGAAACCCAAAAACUCAGACCAGGAGCGGUGGUGCGACCUCGGGUCAGAGGUCAGACCUAUCUCAGAAUCCUCCCUGAGGACUCCAUUGAGCCUCGCCUCCUCCCAGAAGGAUUUCUCAGGAUGGACCACACCUGCUGCUCAACCUGACAGGAGCCCACACCUCCACACAGGGUCUCCUAGGCCCCUCUGCAGGAGUCAGCCACCUCCAGCUGUCCGACGAGGGGAGGAGGCGUCUUCGUCAUCGUCUUCAUCAGCAGGACGGUGCGGAGGACAGAAGGCUGCACCAGGGAACCGAGAACUCACUCAGAAGGUGUCUGAUCCAUCGUCUCCUGCUGAAGAAGAGGAGGAGCAGGGAGUUAGAGGAGAUGAAGAGGCAGAGCUUCAGAGCUGCCCCAUGUGUCUCCAGGCAUUCCCGGUUGGGUCCACGCAGAUGGACCGGGACGGACACCUGGCCCAGUGUCUCUCCGAGAUGAACAUGGACAUGACCUGGUGAGGCGACAGGAAGCUGGACCCACAGGUGGUCCAGAUGUUCUCCAGAAUCCAUCUUCUACGUGAUACUUCAGUGUUUAUUAAACCGAGUGGAGAAACCAGGAAAAAUAAAGAGAAAAGCCACCGCUUCCUGUUUCUGGGUCACAUUCACCCUUCUCCCACCUACCAGCGGUCAGUGGAGACUCCAUCUCCUCCAUCGGUCAGAUCAACACGCCGGGACUCGCCCUGCGGUCUUCAGCCAAGUGCACCUGGAGAAAGUGCAGUAAGACUUCGAGUGUGUGGUUCACAAGUGUGCAGAUAAUUGCUGAUUUGAGACGGGCAUGCGAUGCGUCAUCGAUCGCCAGGAUGCUGGUCGCUGUGAUGUUUAAAAAAAUAAACUUUAUUAACUCAUUAAUGGCCAAUGACGACUAAAGUCAUGUUUUUUUACGGUGUGGGCGUCGGACGAGCCCCCGCACCGUGAGAACAAACAUCUCAGCUCUAAAGCCGAUCUUCAUCCGCGUACGUCACACGUCACGUGAUCAGGAAGCAGAAAAUCCGAUAAGUGAGGCGCGAACCGGAAAAGCUUCUGCCGAUCACAAUUCAACAAGGGAUUACGAAAAAACGGAUAACGCUCGAAUCGCGCGGAUUCUUCCUGAUGUAAGAGGUCAGUCUCCUCUUUGUUUUGGUAGUUUGGGCCAUGACAUCAUCCUAGCGCGUAACGUUCUAUGACUCUUGAAAAAAGUGUAAAAUCGCUGAAAAAUGCUGGCAGUGACGGAGUUGGCAGCUUUCAAACAAACAGUUAUUUGUAAUAAUCGUACAUUCGUCGCUGCUUUGACUAAAAGUUUCAGAGCAUCAACUAAUCGUCCUAAAACGAACUUUCAUUAGAAAAUACAUGUUCAGAAAAGGAACUUGAGCCUUUGCUCCCACAGCAAUGGAUUGUGGAUAAUACACUUCACCCAAGUCCACAUCCAUGCAGACUUGGGUGAAGUGCGGAUCAAUGACGCAAAAGGGGCGUGGUCAGCUUCCGCUUCCACUCACACCCCUGGCCGGGAGGAGGAAGUUUUGGGAUUGAACCAGCCUUCAUCAUCCUCUACGGACCUGGACCCAGGUGAGGCUGGUCCUCCUGAAUCUGACCCAACCAUGGAAAAGUGAUGGUUUGGUCAUCUGAACACAAACUCAACUAAAUGAAUUUUUAAAUUAAAUUAUUAUUAUGCUAAUAAAAACAUCCCAAGACAAAAAAUGUGAACUUGGUUUUCUUAUUAAAACGUUUUUCUGAAAAUAAUUUUUUAAUGUAUGAAUAUGCAGACGAGCGCAGCAGGAGGACAUCUAAUCAGAUCAUCUGCUGGAACUACCUGUGUGAUGUCAGUCGCUGCUGAGUUUGGUCCUCCAGGUGUUUAGUUCCCCGGAAAAAACGUUUCCCUCCUAAUCAACUUAAUUAUCGGAGUCAUUAGUCGCAGCUUUUCCUGUAACAUGUUUGUGUUUGCAGGCGACAUACUUGACUCUGAGCUGGUUAAGUGUGGAGGGGCUCCUUUCUGUGAGGAGCUAAAUGAUCAUCAGAUGCUAAUCAGAUGAUAAUCAGCGCGCCUGGCCCGUACGGAGCGCUAAAGUGGUCGGAGAGUCGAGCUGCUGCUGAGAAUCGUUCCUCAGCUGGAAAAUACCAGAAAAUAAAAACAGCAGCAAAAAGUUCUGACCUAAAACAAAAGCUGGAUAAUAUUCUAACGAACCAACAGAGAACAGCUAGCACCGACCUUAGAACACGCUGGACAAACGUCCCGAAUUCACAACCGGAAAUGACGCGGCUAGCUUAACCAACAUUCUUAGCUUUUAGGAGGGAUUUUUUUUUUUUUUUACAAAAGCGUCAUUUAUUUUCAUACAGAGAAAACAUUUGGCCAGUUUGGUUAUAUUUGUAGAGCGGAGACACUUUUACAAACAUGAAUGCGAUUCAAAACGAUGAAGAUAUGAGAGGGACACACAGCUAAUGUUUAUGCUAAGAUAAGCUAACUGUGUCCUGAGACAAACAUGACAUUUUCCCGAUGAUCUGCUU
Molecule: messenger RNA, 2927 nt
Organism: Nothobranchius furzeri (turquoise killifish)
Lineage: Eukaryota; Metazoa; Chordata; Actinopteri; Cyprinodontiformes; Nothobranchiidae
Product: FA core complex associated protein 20
Cellular component (GO): Fanconi anaemia nuclear complex
Molecular function (GO): ubiquitin binding
Source: RefSeq, a predicted model, not a curated record